Messenger RNA from Amaranthus tricolor (Joseph's coat), 1889 nucleotides. Its product is annotated as glutathione reductase, chloroplastic. NCBI's taxonomy places the organism in Eukaryota, Viridiplantae, Streptophyta, Magnoliopsida, Caryophyllales, Amaranthaceae. Gene Ontology annotation, cellular component: cytosol; mitochondrion. The transcript is spliced from 16 exons. Bases 82 to 1578 code for a protein of 498 amino acids. Gene Ontology annotation, molecular function: NADP binding; glutathione-disulfide reductase (NADPH) activity; flavin adenine dinucleotide binding. Gene Ontology annotation, biological process: cellular response to oxidative stress; glutathione metabolic process; cell redox homeostasis. The record is from RefSeq and is a predicted model, not a curated record.
ACUGUUUUUUAGGUAAAAAUAAACCUUCAAUAGUACAAAACCAAACAUAUUAUUAUUUUUAUUGUCAAAAAGGAUUUAACAAUGGCGUCCAGAAAGAUGCUGAUUGACGGAGAAGAUAACCAAACUACUGUUAAUAUCGAUACUCAUUUCGACUUUGAUUUGUUCGUUAUUGGUGCUGGAAGCGGCGGUGUUCGUGCUGCUCGAUUUUCUGCCAAUUUUGGUGCUAAGGUUGGAAUUUGCGAGCUUCCAUUUCAUCCUAUAAGCUCCGAGGUCAUUGGAGGAGUUGGUGGAACAUGUGUUAUCCGUGGUUGUGUUCCCAAAAAGAUUUUGGUAUAUGGGGCCACUUUUGGUGGUGAACUUGAGGAUGCAAAAAACUAUGGUUGGGAGCUGAAUGAGAAGAUUGAUUUCAAUUGGAAAAAGCUUUUACAAAAGAAGACGGAUGAGAUUCUCAGACUUAACAAUAUAUACAAACGAUUGUUGUCAAAUUCUGGGGUUAAACUAUAUGAAGGUGAGGGUAAAGUGGUUGGACCUAAUGAGGUACAGGUGACUCAGAUUGACGGUACCAAGUUGUCAUAUACAGCAAAGCACAUAUUGAUCGCGACUGGUAGCCGUGCAGAACGACCCAAUAUCCCUGGACAGGAAUUGGCCAUAACUUCUGAUGAGGCUUUGAGCUUAGAGGAGUUGCCCAAACGCGUUGUCAUACUCGGGGGAGGGUACAUUGCUGUUGAAUUUGCUUCUAUAUGGCGUGGCAUGGGUGCCAAUGUGGAUCUUUUCUUCAGAAAGGAACUUCCUUUGAGAGGCUUUGAUGACGAAAUGAGGGCCGUUGUUGCCAGAAAUUUGGAAGGCAGGGGUAUUCAUGUGCAUCCAAGAGCAACGCUCACAGAGCUGGUGAAAACUGAUGGCGGUAUAAAAGUUGUUACGGAUCAUGGUGAAGAAAUUGAAACAGAUGUUGUGCUCUUUGCCACUGGUCGUACUCCAAACACUAAGAGGCUUAAUUUGGAAGCUGUGGGCGUAGAACUUGAUAGUUUAAGAGCUGUGAAGGUUGAUGAGUAUUCAAGAACAAGUGUACCCACAAUAUGGGCAAUUGGUGAUGUUACUAACCGCAUGAACCUUACUCCCGUUGCUUUGAUGGAAGGAACUUGUUUUGCUAAAUCCGUAUUUGGGGGCCAGGAUUGCAAACCUGACUACAACCAUAUACCAUGUGCUGUGUUCAGCAUACCCCCUUUAUCCGUGGUGGGUCUUAGUGAAGAACAGGCUAUUGAACAAGCUAAUGGUGAUAUUUUGGUCUUCACAUCGUCAUUCAACCCAAUGAAGAAUACUAUUUCUCAGCGACAAGAAAAGACUAUCAUGAAACUCGUUGUUGAUGCUGAGACAGACAAAGUUCUUGGAGCAUCCAUGUGUGGCCCAGAUGCUCCUGAAAUUAUGCAGGGAAUUGCCAUAGCACUGAAAUGUGGAGCCACCAAGGCACAAUUUGAUAGUACGGUAGGAAUACAUCCUUCGGCAGCUGAAGAGUUUGUGACAAUGAGGGAAGCUACAAGGCGUGUUCCUGGUGCUCGCAAACCCAAGACGAAUCUUUGAAUUUUGAAUUACUAUAUACGAAGACUUUGAAUUCAAGGGAUUUGAAGAUGGCCCUUCGGCAUUGUGAAAGAAUUUGAAUUUGCAAAGGAUCUACCCAGUCGCUUAGGUUGUCAGCAUAGUGGAUAAAACUCCAUUAUAAAACAAUAUGCUUGCUUGUAUAAUUUAUUCUUUAUGCUCUAAUAAUUUUUUUUAUUUGCUAUAUUGUUUGCUACUUCAUUCAGAAAUAAAAGUUUGCUUGAUCAUAAGCACGGUUAAUCGAUGAUAGAAACAAAAAAAUUAUUAAUGUGAUAAAAGGUUUCUUAAUUAGAAAA